Molecule: messenger RNA, 399 nt
Organism: Bicyclus anynana (squinting bush brown)
Lineage: Eukaryota; Metazoa; Arthropoda; Insecta; Lepidoptera; Nymphalidae
Exons: 2
Coding region: 75-380 (101 amino acids)
Source: RefSeq, a predicted model, not a curated record
UAAUCAAAUACAAAACUACUAACUACCUCGUUUGCCCAUUACUUAAAGACUGGUGGCUUGUUGACAUUCAAGAAAUGGGUGACGAAGACAGGCCCCGACCAAUGGUGGGGAGGAAACCAUGUGAGAAAAGACCGAACGCUGCAGACCAGUUCGAGGAACACCAAGUGGAGUAUGAGAGACGAGACACGCAGACCCUCCGGAGGGACUGGGAGACCCACAACAGUACUUAUCCAAAACUGAGAGACGAACUGGAGAAGCGGCGGUCCAUUGCACACGUGGGUUUUAAUUAUCAAUCAUCAUUGACAACCGAUGGACGUUCACAACUGCGGGCCUAUUGUGUAUCUCGGUGUACCAUUGAAAUACCAACGAAAUUACGAUGAAAAAAGGUGUAGUGAACAC